CUGAGCUGAUGGUGGCUGUCGUUUCUUUUACCUUAGUUCGCUGCGCAGCCCCUGCAAAUCCUCUUUCACUUUCACAUUUUUCGCUCGGAAAGAGGAACAGAUUCUAACCGAGUUAUGGACAAGUGACUGCAGGGUGAAAUUUUGCUUUUACGCGAUUCUGCCUACCGUACUAUUUUGUCUUGUGAACCGAGUCCGAUAAGAGGCGCUGGUUAGCUGUGUAGUAUACAUUUCGAGAAGAUAAGAUUCUGUUGUGAUCCAUAGAGACGGCGGAGAAUCUUGUCCUUCCAGCCAAGCAGACAUGGCCGAGUACCUGGACGACCCGUCUGUGCUCACCAAAGACAAGCUGAAGAACGAGCUUGUGGCCAACAACGUGGAGCUUCCGGGCGGCAACCCGACCAAGGACGUGUACGUCCAGUUGUAUCUGAAGAACUUGACCGUGCAGAAUAAGAAAAACGCGACCGCCAGUCUGGACGCCUUUUCCAGCGAUGAGGAGUUAACGCCGCCCGUCGUUUCCAACAGGAGCCGCUCCUCCGGAAGGAAAGCCACCAGGAAAACAGACAAGGCUCAACCAGAGGACCUUGACGUGACUGAGCUGACCGCUGAGGGCUUGAAGGAUGAACUGCUCAAGUAUGGAGUUGACACAGGGCCUAUCGUUGCCUCCACCCGGAAGCUGUAUGAGAAGAAGCUGCAGAAGCUGCUUGACCAGGGACCCCCCCAGGCUCCUGAACCCCGGGUAGUCCUCACAGAGACGGAUGUCAACCACAACGGCAACCCUGACUCAGACCGCUACAGUGACAAGGAGGAAGAAGAGACGCCAGUACAGCAGCUAGAGCCAGUGCCUGAUCCAGAUCCUGAACCUGAGCUCAAGCCAGUCCCAGAGCCGGUUUCUGAGUCAAUCCCGGUGGUGGAGAGGCCAGUCAGAAGCCGAGGGAAGACUCCCGUCACCACUCGAACACGCAGCAGCCAACACAACAAGGUGGAGAAGAUAACUGCCAGUGAGCCAACCCACAAAGCAGAGGAGAGAGAUGUCCUAAAGGAGAUGUUUCCCAAUGACUUCAACUCUCCGACAGGAAUCGGUGUCACCUGCCGAAGGCCCAUUCGAGGCGCUGCCGGUCGCCCCUUCAAGUCGAGUGAAUUCUGGAACGAUGAGAACUUCCUACGCUCCCCCAAAAGCAUCAACACCACCACCACCACCUCAUCUUACACAGAGAGCCGUGCUGUCCACAGAGUCUCCAACAUGCCCCCAUCCACUCCCUCAUCUCCCAGGCUAGUAUCUGCAGCGCCCCCUAUGGGCCAGAGCAAGGCAACCCGCAGUAGCUUGCCGCUGUGGCUAAAGCUAAUCCUGCUGGCCGUGGUGGCCUCAUUCCUGUUUUUCAUCUACCAAGCCAUGGAGACCAAUGCCGUCAAUCCAUUCAUGGGCUCAGAUAUGGACCAGUCUGUUGGUGACAGUGGGUCAGAGGUCACCAGCAAGUAAAGCAAAAGAGGAAAAAAACCUAUUUUAAAUAAAAGGGUUAACCAGCCUUUUUUAUUUUCUUCCCUCUGUGUGUGAAUCUGCAUUUUAGCCAUUCUGUCGAUGGGCGCUGUGAAAUUAGGAUCUACAUCGUAGGCCUUCGUUCUCACAUUUCUUCUCCCCUUGUUUUGUUUUUGCAUUGUUAUUUUUUAUAUUUUAUUUUGAAUUUUAAAGUCUGCUCAAAGCGAAUGAUGUCAAGAGUACCAAUGUAGCUGUCUGUAUGGCACUUCCACAGGAUCUCAAUAACACACUGGGAAAGGACAGUGCGGACCUUUGACCCCCCCCCCCUUUUCCCUUCAUAGAGUGUGACGUUGAGAGAAAGCCAACCAUUAAACUACAAUCAGAAACACAAAUCAACACAACCGCUAUUAAGAAAAUCAUCUGGACUUAUACAUGCCGUGGUAUUUUAAAGUAAUCUUUGCAUGGUGUGGGUGUUGGGAGUGUACGCAUGGUUGAGAAAUGUUUUCUUUCACACUUUGCCUUAGUGUCUGUCUCUGUUCUUAGCAAGAAAGUCUUGCUAAUGAUUUUAAAACUGUAUUUUUGUGGGUGUUUUUUUUUUGUUUUUGGACCAUCUUUGUUCAUUAGACAUGGAGGCUUAUUAUAACCCAAAUGUUUAUAAAUUGUCUUUAUUCCCUUCCCAGUAUUUUCUUAUUCCCUUACUUUGAAAGAACGAAACGUCCCAUUGUACUCUAUUCAUUUAUGUAUUCUCACAAGAAACAAUGAAAUAUCCACUCAAUAAACUUAAUGUAUUGUUG
This is a messenger RNA of Lampris incognitus (smalleye Pacific opah), 2265 nucleotides long. RefSeq names its product thymopoietin a (gene tmpoa). The transcript is spliced from 7 exons. The record is from RefSeq and is a predicted model, not a curated record. NCBI's taxonomy places the organism in Eukaryota, Metazoa, Chordata, Actinopteri, Lampriformes, Lampridae. The coding region runs from base 299 to 1474 and encodes 391 amino acids. Gene Ontology annotation, molecular function: DNA binding.